AUGUACUUGGUUUCCAAGUUCCGUCUUCAUCUUCUUCUGUUCUUGAUGCCCCCACCUGGUAAGGUUGGAUUUUACCUUCGACAUCUUGUGUGUGGGUUACGGUUACCCCCGUCUCGCUUCUUUUUAGAGGUUCUUUGUUAUUACAAAGUUCAUCUUGUCAAGUUAUAUGUAUGUCAUGCAGAUGGGAGUAAAUGUUCCUUUCAGCUGACAUCUUAUUUGGUCGGUGAUAUCCCACCCAAGUCCAUAGUGGUGGGUGACGUCGUUCUUGACCGAAAUGUGGAUCAGAUGAAUGUGACACCCGAAUCGCCCCCUGUGCUCCUAGGUUUUGGGCCGAAUGCUUUCACUAUCGAGCAAUUGUUGGACACAUCUAGCCCUAUUAUUGGUUCUGUACAGGUCGGUUAUUCUAGCUCCACAAGAGUUGUGCCCCCCGUAGGUGUCUCUUCCAGUCGAAAAUGUGGAUUUCCUUCUUGUGUAUUGCUUGAGGAAGAGUUGAACGAAGCAUGCCUGUUUAUACCUUGUGCGGAAAAAAUUAUCUUCGCCGUACUCGGGCGAGAUCUCAAAUUUUUUGAUGGGUUAUUAACUUUGCGAGACCGGUUUUUAGCCGCAAGGGUGAAUGUACGUGUUGUCGAAGGCAUGAAGCUUGCAAGAGAGGAAAUGUUGGUGAAAGUGGGAGAGAUGUAUGCUGACUUAUCAAUACGUUACCGGGAUGCUGCGGCCAAGGUAACUUCUCUAGAAAAUCAAGGGACGCUCGUCCAGGCGAAGUAUGAAUCUUGUCUCCAGGAGAACGGCGUGUUGUGUUCUCAUCUCCUUAACAAGUCUUGA
Messenger RNA from Lactuca virosa, 822 nucleotides. NCBI's taxonomy places the organism in Eukaryota, Viridiplantae, Streptophyta, Magnoliopsida, Asterales, Asteraceae. The record is from the annotation of a GenBank genome assembly.